Porites lobata is the source of this 1045-nucleotide messenger RNA. Lineage: Eukaryota; Metazoa; Cnidaria; Anthozoa; Scleractinia; Poritidae. The record is from the annotation of a GenBank genome assembly.
AUGAGGUAUAUUUUAUGGGUGGUGGCGCUGCUGGAGGCCUGUGACGUCACUCACAAUGGUCGCCAUCUUGGAUUUUACCGAGAAUUGGAAAACAGGUUAAAACCGCAAGAAAUGGUAAUUUUUGUGUUUUGCAUUAAAAAUAUCACAUAAAUAUACACUUUGCAUGAUUUUAGCCACAAGAUUUACUUUUGUUGUUGAAAGAAGUUGAAAAAACAUGAAUUUUCACCCAAAAUUGGCUUGACCACCUGCUAAUUAUGACGUCAUGUCUCGUAACCAUAGCAAUUGACCAUCACUAAACUCGUCUCAAAAUCUGCGCGAGGGAUGAACGAACACCUACUGAAAACGUCGGUGCUGAUGUUUUAUCCUCUAGGAAAAAAACUCAGAAAAACCUUAUGGGGGGCGGGGAGGAAGGCGGAAUAUGAAAGGGCAUAGCGUGGGAAAUAUAAAAAGGUGUGAAGCAGGGGAAAGAGGAGGGGGAAUUGAAAUUAUAAAGGGCCUCACGAAGGCAGUCCAGGAAAAAGGGGUGUCUUUAGGAGCCUAUCAGGGCUUCUGGCGUAUGUCAGAAAUUCAAGGUACGGUAGGCGGGAGACCUCGAUCCAAAAUGUCCAAGUUUAUUAGCUGCACUGUCUUUUACCUCUACCUUUUUUUUUAAGGUUGCCUCCCUAACUGACAGAAAUCACCAUGAGAAUCAUACAAAAAAUACUACUAGUCUGCUAGUAGUGUUGUUCUUGAUCCCACAAGUGACCAUCCUGUGCAAGCUAAUCUUUAUAAAAUUUUUCAGUCUCUCAGCUUUUGUCAGCUGUUCUUUCUGUUCUUUUUAAGGUUUUCUCUUUGUCCAGUUGACAUCGCCAUGAGACUCUCAGCCUUAUGCGCCGUGCUUAGUCUGUUGGUAGUAUUUUUCUUGAUCCCAGAAGUGACCUCAUGCUACGUAAAAGUUAAUGGAUGCUCCAUACCAGGAGACCUCUCAUUCUUCUACAAGACAAAAUUUAGACUUGCCUGUGACAAACAUGAUGUCUGCUACUACUGUGUAAGACUAAUUUUCUUU